AUGAAGUACCAACUCACCCUGUCCGCCCUCGUUGCGGGUGCGGCCGCGCUCGACGUGUCGCAGGUGUUCCCCAUGACGCCCAACCUGAUCCCUCUGCAGAAGAAUGCCGGCUCGGACAAUUUGUUCCCCAUGGCCGACUGCUUCGGCUUCAAGCUGCACGAGGCCACCAUCGACCAGAUGCAGGCCGCAAUGACCCACGGCAAUCUGUCGUCGGUCCAGCUGGUCAGCUGCUACCUGACGCGCCAGCUCCAGACCCAGCAGUAUCUCAAUGCCAUCAUCCAGAUCAACCCCGACCUCUUCGCCAUUGCCUCCCAGCGCGAUGCUGAGCGCAAGGCUGGCAAGGUCCGAGGCCCUCUGCACGGUAUUCCCUUCAUUGUCAAGGACAACAUCGCCAGCAAGGACAACCUGGAGACCUGCUCUGGCAGUUGGGCUCUCCUCGGCAACAUCGUGCCCCGCGAUGCCUUUGUCGUCAAGAAGCUGCGUGAUGCCGGUGCCGUUCUCUUCGGCAAGGCUGCGCUGUCUGAGUGGGCCGACAUGCGAAGCAACAACUACUCCGAGGGUUACUCUGGCCGUGGUGGCCAGUGCCGAAGCGCCUACAACCUGACUGUCAACCCUGGUGGCAGUAGUUCAGGCAGCGGUGUCGGUGUUGGAGCCAACGUCAUUGCCUUUGCUCUGGGCACUGAGACCGACGGCAGUGUCAUCAACCCUGCCCAGCGUAACGCCAUUGUCGGCAUCAAGCCCACCGUUGGUCUGACAUCCCGCAACGGUGUCAUUCCCGAGUCCGAGCACCAGGAUUCCGUCGGUACCUUUGGCCGCACUGUUCGCGAUGCUACCUAUGCUCUCGAUGCUAUUUACGGUAUUGACACCAGAGAUAACUACACCCUGGCUCAGAAGGGCCUGACCCCCAAGGGCGGAUAUGCUCAGUUCCUCUCCAACCGCACUGCUCUUAAGGGCGCCACCUUCGGUAUCCCCUGGAACAGCUUCUGGGUCUACGCCGAUCCCGAGCAGCAGAAGAUCCUGACCAGCAUCCUGACCCUCAUUAAGUCUGCUGGCGCCACCAUCAUCAACAACACCGAGAUCACCAACUACCAGACCCUCGUCAGCCCCGACGGCUGGAACUGGGACUACGGCACCACCCGUGGUUUCCCCAACGAGUCCGAGUACACCUACAUCAAGGUUGAUUUCUACAACAACAUCAAGACUUACCUUUCCGAGCUCAACAACACCAAGAUCCGCUCUCUCGAGGACAUUGUCGAAUACAACAACAAGUACACCGGAACUGAGGGUGGUUACCCCAUGCCCAACGGCACUCCUGCUUUCUGGUCCGGCCAGGACGGUUUCCUCGCUUCUCUCGAGACCAAGGGCAUCAAGGACAAGACCUACUGGGAGGCCCUCGAGUUCUGCCAGUCUUCCACCCGCAAUGGUAUCAACGAUGCUCUCACCUACAAGGGCAAGAAGCUGGACGGUCUCCUGGUCCCUCCCGAUGUCGCCCAGAGCAUCCAGAUCCCCGCCCAGGCCGGUUACCCUGCCAUCACCAUUCCCGCUGGCAUCCACUCCGACUCUGGCAUGCCCUUUGGCUUGGCUAUCCUGCAGACCGCCUUUGGCGAGGCCAAGCUGAUCAAGUAUGCUAGCGCCAUUGAGGACCUGCAGAAGCACAGCAACACUCCCUACAAGCGAACCCUACCCACCUGGCGCGGCUACCUCGAGAGGAACCUUGCCGUCCCUCUGUAA
Trichoderma breve is the source of this 1731-nucleotide messenger RNA. Its product is annotated as amidase domain-containing protein. NCBI's taxonomy places the organism in Eukaryota, Fungi, Ascomycota, Sordariomycetes, Hypocreales, Hypocreaceae. Bases 1 to 1731 code for a protein of 576 amino acids. The record is from RefSeq and is a predicted model, not a curated record. The transcript is spliced from 3 exons.